GUUUCUUUUUCUCUAGAAUGAGGAUGAGCAGUGGGUUGACGUUCAAGUCAACAAAAGGCAGUUGGAUCAGAAACCUCAGGCGGCAGUGCUCAUGCAGAUCUGUUGAGUUCUUUGUGCCAUCAAGUCCUCCUUUGGACCCUGAGAAGGUCAAAGAAUUACAGCGCUUCAUCACUCUUUCCAAGAAACUCCUCGUGAUGACGGGGGCAGGGAUCUCAACUGAGUCAGGGAUCCCAGACUACAGGUCAGAAAAGGUGGGACUUUAUGCCCGCACUGACCGGAAGCCCAUCCAGCAUGGAGAUUUUGUACGGAGUGCUCCAAUCCGCCAGCGGUACUGGGCAAGAAACUUUGUGGGCUGGCCUCAGUUCUCAUCCCACCAGCCGAACCCUGCACACUGGGCUCUGAGCAACUGGGAGAAACUCGGAAAACUGCAUUGGCUAGUGACACAAAAUGUGGAUGCCUUGCACACCAAGGCUGGGAGUCAGCGCCUGACAGAGCUCCAUGGAUCCAUGCACAGGGUCCUCUGCUUGAACUGUGGUGAGAAGACUCCCCGAGGGGUGCUGCAAGAGCGCAUCAAACUCCUGAACCCCACUUGGAACGCCGAGGCCCAGGGCCUGGCCCCCGACGGGGACGUGUUUCUCUCGGAGGAGCAGGUGCAGAGCUUCCAGGUCCCCUCCUGUGUUCGAUGUGGAGGUCUUCUGAAACCUGAUGUUGUGUUCUUCGGGGACACAGUGAACCCUGACAAGGUUAAUUUUGUGCACAGGCGUGUGAAAGAAGCCGACUCCCUGUUGGUGGUGGGAUCAUCCUUACAGGUGUACUCUGGUUACAGGUUUAUCCUCACUGCCCGAGAGAAGAAGCUACCAAUCGCCAUACUGAACAUCGGGCCCACACGGUCAGAUGACCUGGCAUGUCUGAAGCUGAAUUCUCGUUGUGGAGAGUUGCUGCCUUUAAUAGACCCACACUGACUCAGCCUGACGUUCCAGAUCCAGAAAUAGGGCUUUCCUUUGGAUCCUGCUGCUGAAGGUACGUGCCUUCUCGGUUCCCAUUUGACAGAGUACUGGGGUGUGCUUACAAGAUACAGAUAUU
This is a messenger RNA of Ictidomys tridecemlineatus (thirteen-lined ground squirrel), 1083 nucleotides long. Lineage: Eukaryota; Metazoa; Chordata; Mammalia; Rodentia; Sciuridae. The record is from RefSeq and is a predicted model, not a curated record.